CAGAAGUAAAUAGCGUAUCUCACGUUCCACUUCAUAAUAUGUUACAAUAGUGAAGAAACGUGGCCACGAUUAUAAAGUAAUCUAUGUUGCCCAUCAUUUCCAUGCAGUUAUCUUGCAUUAAAAAAACCUUUAUUCGUCGACUUCUGAUCAUAUCACCGGCAAAGUUCGCAAACCUCAAGUCAAGUCACGGAAUCCAAUCUCUGGCUGGAAGGGAGACGACUAAGAAAAAGAACCAUGUCCCCACCGGAAGCCCCUAGAGAGUCUCUAGGAGUCGUCCUGAUACAUGGAGGAUUCCACCGUCCCUCCUGCUUUGACCUCGCUAAAGCCCACCUUGAAGAGUCUGGCUUCUCACCCGUCGUUGCCGUCCGGCACCCCAGCGUUGGAUACAACAACAAACUCACGGCAGAGGAUGACGCUCGUAACAUUCAGGUCGAACUGGAGCCUUACCUAGACCAGGGAAAGGAGUUUCUUGCCAUCGCACACUCUUACGGCGCCGUCCCUGUGAUCAUCGCGGCACGGGGUUACUCAGUACCUGAAAGAGCUUCCCGUGGCCAGAAAGGCGGCAUUCGCACUAUUGUCUUCAUAGCAGCGAAUGUGCCUCCCAAAGCUGGCGAAAGCGCCCUGAGCGUCCUUCCCCCCGGCGUAGACAUCGUCGAUGUGGCUGAUGGGCUGAUGUCGGCAAACGCCAAAGCCAAGGCUGCUUUCUACGGCCCCGAUAUGCAAGACGACAUGGCAGAGAAGUGCAUGGCAGAUUUGCUACCCCAGUCGCUGGAAGCAUUAGUGGGCCCUACACCUCUCGGUGCGGACACUCUCACUGUUCCAGCUUAUUAUAUCAUUUGCGAGAAAGACCGGACGGUACCUCCCGCUACACAAGAGUAUCUUGCCUCGACUAUCAAAUCCUUGAAGAGGGUGCUUCGGAACCCCGGUGGGCACUCGGCUUUCAUCACGGAGGUUGUGAAGUUUGUAAAGCAAAUCAAGGAGAUUGCAGAUGAGGAGGCUGAUACCGCUUGAGUUUGAGAUGGGGAACAAUCGACUUCGAGAGCCGAAGGGGAGCUAAUGGGCUAGAAUCUUUCGGACUCUAGGUGGAAAUAUCCUUAGCAGGGUUGCAGUGAUUUCGACGGUACUCAAGAUAGGGCGGAAUUGCUGAUCAUCUCAGUUCAUUACUGAAGAAGCUAGAGUCGUUGCGGAAAUGCUUUGCAACUCAACAUGCACCAAAUCCUUCGCAGUUCACUAUUCAUGCAUAACCAAUCAAACAGCGUUCGCAC
Colletotrichum navitas is the source of this 1265-nucleotide messenger RNA. RefSeq names its product Alpha/Beta hydrolase protein. The coding region runs from base 235 to 1011 and encodes 258 amino acids. NCBI's taxonomy places the organism in Eukaryota, Fungi, Ascomycota, Sordariomycetes, Glomerellales, Glomerellaceae. The transcript has a single exon. The record is from RefSeq and is a predicted model, not a curated record.